AAAAAUAAAAAAAAAACAACUCAAGUUUCAAAAGACAGCAAAUUUUGUAACUUAUUGACAGACCAAAACGUAUAGUUAGUGGUAAUAGCACUAUUAGAAAAAAAAGAAUAUAAAUGAAAAGAUGAAGGAAAAGAUGAACAGGAAGCAUCAUAUGGCCCCGACCCCAUGGGAGGUCUUCUCAUCACUGGGCCCAUAAUGUGAUUUCCGUCUUCCUCCCAUCUUUGAUUUUUCACUGCCUAUUCCUUUCACCUCCUGCCCUUCAUUAUUUGUUCCUUUAUUUAGCAAAACAAAAAAUAAGUUCAUCUGGAAUAUUCAUUAAGUAAUCAGUCAUCACCGCUCUAUGUCUGGAGAAAGAGGCAAAGAUUUCGCCGAAGGAUCGUCCGCUGGAGGUUCUCUGAAUGAUGAUCAGCAGCAGCCGGCUACACCAAGCCGCUAUGAAUCCCAGAAGAGAAGGGACUGGAACACUUUUGGUCAGUACUUGAAGAACCAGAGGCCUCCAGUGGCACUGUCUCAGAGCAAUUACAACCAUGUACUGGAGUUUCUUAGGUAUCUGGACCAGUUUGGGAAGACCAAAGUUCAUCUCCAGGGUUGCAUGUUUUAUGGGCAGCCUGAGCCUCCUGCUCCUUGCACAUGUCCACUUAGGCAAGCCUGGGGCAGCCUGGAUGCUCUCAUAGGGAGGCUGAGGGCUGCCUACGAAGAAAAUGGAGGAUCCCCGGAGAACAACCCUUUUGCUAGCGGUGCAAUCAGGGUUUACCUGAGGGAGGUCAGGGAGUGCCAAGCUAUGGCAAGAGGGAUUCCUUUUAAGAAGAAAAAGAAGAAGCCAAGUCCAAGCAAGGGAUCCGGACCAAAUGAUGAUGAAUCAAGUUCUACCAUGCAUUUUUCUUGAUGCAUGUUUGAUUCCUUUGGCCAAUUUCAGAAUUAAUCAAAGGGAUCAUAUGGAAAUUGAACGAAAAGGAAGGAAUUGUUCCAAGGGAAUUUGCCUGGAUGCUUUCGGUAUUGUCAAGUUCGAUUAUGGCUUUUUUUUUUUUUUUGGGUCAAAUUACAUAAGGAAUAAGUUGAUCUAUAUAAGUAGCGAUCACUUAUGGCUUGCUGGCAUGAACACGAAUCGGUAUUAGUUCCCUUUGUUAAAUUGUAAUUGGAGAAUUUGAAAGCAUGUAAUAGAUUAUCGGAAAUCCUUUAUGCUUGGAUAUAUAAAUAUAUAUUUGUAUCCUGCUCGUUAU
Pyrus x bretschneideri (Chinese white pear) is the source of this 1220-nucleotide messenger RNA. Its product is annotated as protein LIGHT-DEPENDENT SHORT HYPOCOTYLS 10-like. Bases 341 to 886 code for a protein of 181 amino acids. Gene Ontology annotation, biological process: mRNA transcription; response to light stimulus. The record is from RefSeq and is a predicted model, not a curated record. Gene Ontology annotation, cellular component: nucleus. The transcript is spliced from 2 exons. NCBI's taxonomy places the organism in Eukaryota, Viridiplantae, Streptophyta, Magnoliopsida, Rosales, Rosaceae.